GCCGCCGCAGCACUCGCGCGCUGGUCCGGCUGACGCGCGGCCGCACGGGCUUAUAUUGCGCGCGUAAAGUUCGAAAUCGCAGCCGCCGCUGACUCGGCACUUGCCAUCUGCGCUGAAUAUUAUUGGCAGAGUGCGACAAAGUGUUUGGUUUGAAUUUUUCUCCGCAGAUAUAGUGCUUCCGAACGUACCUAUAAAAAAAAAGAGAUGUGCCGGCUGUAAGACGAACCGAGAGAGAGAGAGAUAAUAAAAGUGGUGUGAAAAAGCGAGAGAUGUGAGAAGGGCCGCCUAGGGGCAAGCUCUCGUUCUCGUGUCGCGCGUCUAGCAGGAGUAGCAGCAAGUGAACGAUGAACCUCUCGGCGGAGCAUCACAGGAGGAGGACGUGCCGGUGGAUGCCGACUGCCUUGGCGCUGAUGCUUCUCGCGCUGACGACAGGCAGCGCGAGCAACGCACCGCCGGGAAUACGUUACGUGAAGAAGCUUCACGCGCCGAACGUCGUGGAUCCGCGGAGCACAAAGUUGCAGAUGAGAUGCGAGUACGACCUGAAGGGUAACGAGCUCUACACGGUCGGCUGGUACAAGGGCGACGAGCAGCUGUUGCUCUACUCGCCGUCCAAGAGACCGGAGGACAAUGUCCACAAGGAGCACGUGAGCAUCGAGCACAGCAACGCCGAGCAGCUCACUUUACUGGGACAUCAGGACGACAUGCGGGCGAACAUGGAGUUGUACCAGGGCACGUACACGUGCGAGGUGACGCUGGAGAGGAGCUUCGACACGGGCUACGCCUCGGCGAACGUCAGCGUCGCGAUACUGCCUCAGAAGAACCCGGUUCUCGACGGCGUCCAGAACCACUAUCAGAUAGGGGAGUACCUCGACGCCACCUGUACUUCGGCGCCGAGUCUGCCCCCGGCGGAGCUGACCUUCUACCUCAACAAUCAGGAGAUGCCGUCGCGGGACAAGAGCCAGCAGCCGAUCGGCGACGCCACGGUUUCGCGACUCUCGCUGUCGAUGCCCCUUCAGCGACAGCACUUCCCGGGCGGCAGUAUGAACCUCACCUGUCGAGCUACUCUACCAGGGGUCGAGCUCGAUCGGGACUACAGGACCACGAAGCUGGCGACUCUGGCCGCUAACAACCAGCGACUGGCUCAGGAACUGCCGAGGAUGUCGUCCACGUCAGCCGGUACCUCCAGGUGCCUCGUAUCCUGGAUCCUCGCGAUCCUCGGGAUUACGGCCGCUUGCGCGACGCUCUGAGACAACUGAGCACGCGAAGCUCAUUAUUUUUUAUCGUAUACUUUACCACGCGAUUCUCUUCAUUUUGUAUAACGCAUUUAUUUUUUAAAGCCCCUUUACUUAUCGUCUUGUAUACGACGUUGUAUGCAAUAUCGCGAGGCGUAUAAUAGUAUAAGGAUAACAGUAAUAAUGAUAAGUUGGACGUGUAGCCGCGCACAUCAUGCCUGUCGAAUAUACUCGCGAGUUAUAUUGUUGUUUUCCAUUGCGCAUACAUAAUUGAGCGCGCCACAAGCCAAAUAUACAGCGAGCGUUGAUUUCCGCGACACAUAGAACUGAUAUUUUUCUUCGAUACACACAAGUAUAUCACACGCGCGAGUAUAUUAUAAAGCAAACGAAUUCUAUGCGCAAACACACACACACACGAAUAUAUCAAUAUCGACGAAGAAGUAUAAGAAGUAUACAAAAUCAUGGCUGUAUAGCGAUGUAGUUAUCGGACGAAUUUUUUCAGCGCGCGCGUUUAUCAGCUGAUCGUUUUUGUACCCCGCGAUUUGAACGUACUAUACAGUACAGAGAGAGAAAGUGUCAGAGACGAGCGAAAUCGUGUAUAAGUAAAUAUGCGUAUAAAUAUUAUAAAUAUAAAAGAAGAAACUACGCACCCGUCGAUCAUCCCUGUAUACUGGCCUGUAUCGGAUAUAUUGUACGACAUGAUACGCGCGUCGGCGAGAGAGAUAUCGUGGGAGAAACUCAACGAGAUAUCCGUAUGUAUAAGUGGUGGCCACGACACACCGCGUCCGUGUACAUAGUGUGUAUAUUGUAUUACGAUUAUCUGUAGAGAGUGAGUGAGUGAGUGAGUGGGAGUAUGGGAUGAUGAGCCCGCGGGAAAAUCGGCUCUGUGCGUGGAUGUAUAAUAAUGGAGAUUAUUAGGCGCGACCCCCACACCUUUGUAUUAAAUAUUAAACGACGAAGAGGAUUACGCGCGAGUGCCGAUUACACAGUAGAGGGACGAAUGAAAAUUAGCUGUAUAUCUAUGUCGAUACACAAUUGCGAUAAUAUCUGUGUAAGUUUCAAGGUGUUAUACAGAAUAACGCUGAUUAUUAAAUCGAUGGAAGUCAAUCGUUA
Molecule: messenger RNA, 2345 nt
Organism: Nasonia vitripennis (jewel wasp)
Lineage: Eukaryota; Metazoa; Arthropoda; Insecta; Hymenoptera; Pteromalidae
Exons: 4
Coding region: 345-1247 (300 amino acids)
Source: RefSeq, a predicted model, not a curated record